GCUCUGGGCAUGAGCGGUCUAGCGGAGCACGGGCGCUCCUGAGAUAGGAUGACGCUCGGGCUCGGCGGGCGGUAGUACUAUGAUUUGGUAUGUGGCCACUUUGAUAGCAAGUGUGAUCAGCACCAGAGGGCUGGCUGCUCAAGGCGCCCACGGACUGCGAGAGGAACCCGAGUUCGUGACUGCUCGUGCUGGAGAGGGUGUGGUCCUGAGAUGCGACGUGAUCCACCCGGUGACCGGGCAGCCUCCACCCUAUGUCGUGGAGUGGUUCAAGUUUGGGGUCCCUAUUCCCAUCUUCAUCAAGUUUGGCUACUAUCCCCCGCACGUGGACCCUGAGUAUGCAGGCCGGGCCAGUCUUCAUGAUAAAGCCUCGCUGCGCCUGGAGCAGGUCCGCUCGGAGGACCAGGGCUGGUACGAGUGCAAAGUGCUCAUGCUGGACCAGCAGUAUGAUACCUUCCACAAUGGCAGCUGGGUCCAUCUCACCAUCAACGCUCCUCCCACAUUUACAGAAACACCCCCCCAGUACAUUGAGGCCAAGGAGGGUGGCAGUAUUACCAUGACCUGCACGGCUUUUGGGAACCCCAAGCCCAUUGUCACCUGGCUCAAGGAGGGGACACUCCUAGGUGCUAGCGGGAAAUACCAGGUGAGUGAUGGGAGCCUGACCGUGAAGGAAGUCAGUCGGGAAGACAGAGGUGCCUACACCUGCCGAGCAUACAGCAUACAGGGGGAGGCUGUCCACACCACCCACCUGCUUGUCCAAGGGCCUCCUUUCAUAGUUUCCCCUCCAGAGAACAUCACUGUCAACAUAUCCCAGGAUGCUCUGCUCACCUGCCGGGCAGAGGCGUAUCCUGGCAACCUUACCUACACCUGGUACUGGCAGGAUGAGAACGUCUACUUCCAGAAUGACCUGAAGCUGCGGGUACGAAUCCUGAUCGACGGGACCCUGAUCAUCUUCCGGGUGAAGCCAGAGGAUGCAGGGAAGUACACCUGUGUCCCCAGCAACAGCCUGGGGCGCUCGCCCUCCGCCUCGGCCUACUUGACAGUGCAGUAUCCGGCCCGUGUCCUCAACAUGCCACCUGUGAUCUACGUGCCUGUGGGAAUCCACGGCUAUAUCCGCUGCCCCGUGGACGCAGAGCCACCAGCUACUACAGUCAAGUGGAACAAGGAUGGCCGGCCCCUACAGAUUGAGAAGAACCUGGGCUGGACCUUAAUGGAUGACGGCUCCAUUCGGAUUGAGGAGGCCACAGAGGAGGCUCUUGGCACUUAUACCUGUGUGCCUUACAAUACCUUGGGGACCAUGGGCCAGUCUGCGCCUGCACGACUCGUCCUGAAGGACCCUCCAUAUUUCACGGUGCUACCAGGCUGGGAGUACAGGCAGGAGGCCGGCCGGGAGCUGCUCAUUCCCUGUGCAGCAGCUGGAGACCCCUUCCCUGUCAUCACAUGGAGAAAGGUAGGGAAGCCCAGCAGAAGUAAGCACAACGCCCUGCCCGGUGGGGGCCUCCAGUUCCGGGCACUGAGCAAGGAAGACCACGGGGAGUGGGAGUGCGUCGCCACCAACGUGGUCACCAGCAUCACUGCCAGUACCCACCUCACCGUCAUAGGCACCAGCCCUCAUGCCCCGGGCAGCGUCCGGGUCCAGGUCUCCAUGACAGCUGCCAACGUGUCCUGGGAACCCGGCUAUGACGGAGGAUAUGAGCAGACAUUCUCAGUUUGGUACGGGCCUCUGAUGAAGCGGGCACAGUUUGGGCCCCAUGAUUGGCUGUCCUUGCCCGUGCCACCGGGACCCAACUGGUUGCUGGUUGACACUCUGGAGCCCGAGACGGCAUACCAGUUCAGCGUCCUGGCCCAGAACAAGCUGGGGACGAGCGCCUUCAGUGAGGUGGUCACUGUGAACACUUUAGCAUUCCCUAUCACAACUCCAGAACCCCUGGUGCUGGUUACUCCACCGAGGUGCCUCACAGCCAACCGGACCCAGCAGGGUGUGCUUCUGUCCUGGCUGCCUCCUGCCAACCACAGCUUCCCCAUUGACCGCUACAUCAUGGAGUUCCGGAUUGGGGAGCGCUGGGAGACCCUGGAUGACAUCAUUCCAGGCACCGAGGGAGAGUUCUUUGCAAAGGACCUAUCACAGGACACCUGGUAUGAGUUCCGGGUUCUGGCCGUCAUGCAGGAUCUGAUCAGCGAGCCCAGCAACAUUGCCGGCGUCUCCAGCACAGACAUCUUCCCCCAGCCGGACCUGACCGAGGAUGGGCUUGCUCGGCCGGUGCUGGCUGGCAUCGUGGCCACCAUCUGCUUCCUGGCGGCAGCAAUCCUGUUCAGCACCUUGGCAGCCUGCUUUGUCAACAAACAGCGCAAGCGUAAGCUGAAGCGCAAAAAAGACCCUCCACUCUCCAUAACUCACUGCAGAAAGAGUCUGGAGUCCCCCCUGUCUUCCGGCAAGGUGAGCCCUGAGAGCAUUCGCACACUCCGGGCCCCAUCAGAGUCCUCCGACGACCAGGGCCAGCCAGCCGCCAAAAGGAUGCUGAGCCCCACGCGGGAGAAGGAGCUGUCGCUGUAUAAGAAGACCAAGAGGGCCAUUAGCAGUAAGAAGUACAGCGUAGCCAAGGCCGAGGCUGACGCAGAGGCCACCACACCCAUCGAGCUCAUCAGCAGGGGCCCCGACGGGCGCUUCGUGAUGGGCCCUGCGGAGAUGGAGCCCUCCCUGAAGAGCAGGCGGAUCGAGGGCUUCCCCUUUGCUGAGGAGACUGACAUGUACCCCGAGUUCCGCCAGUCUGAUGAAGAGAAUGAUGACCCGCUGGUGCCCCCCUCUGUGGCCGCCCUCAAAUCCCAGCUGACCCCGAUGUCGUCCAGCCAGGAGUCCUACCUGCCACCACCAGCAUACAGCCCUCGGUUCCAGCCCCGGGGGCUGGAGGGCCCCAGCGGCCUGGAAGGGCGGCUCCAGGCCACAGGCCAAGCCCGGCCACCAGCACCCAGGCCCUUCCACCAUGGCCAGUAUUACGGGUACCUGAGCAGCAGCAGCCCCGGGGAGGUGGAGCCGCCCCCCUUCUACAUGCCGGAGGUGGGCAGCCCCCUGAGCUCGGUCAUGUCUUCCCCACCCCUGCACACGGAGGGUCCUUUCGGCCACCCCACCAUUCCCGAGGAAAACGGAGAGAAUGCGUCCAACAGCACGCUGCCCUUGACUCAGACGCCCACCGGGGGUCGCUCCCCCGAGCCCUGGGGCCGGCCAGAGUUCCCCUUCGGGGGGCUGGAGGCCCCGGCCAUGAUGUUCCCUCACCAGCUACACCCCUGCGAGGUAGCUGAGAGUCUGCAGUCCCAGGCCUGUCUCCCCAGAGGACUGCCCCCGGCUUCCCUCCAGGUGCCCGCGGCCUACCCGGGCAUCCUGUCUCUGGAGGCACCAAAGAGCUGGGCAGGCAAGUCUCCGGGCCGGGGCCCCGCCUCGGGGCCCGCCGUGGCCAAGUGGCAGGACAAGCCUAUGCAACCUCUGGUGAGCCAAGGGCAGCUCAGACACACCAGCCAAGGCAUGGGCAUACCGGUGUUGCCUUACCCCGAGCCGGCCGAGCCGGGCGGGCGGGCAGGCCCCAGCGCCUUCGGCCUGGAUACCCGGUGGUACGAGCCCCAGCCCCGGCCCCGGCCGAGCCCCCGGCAGGCCCGGCGAGCCGAGCCCAGUUUACAUCAAGUGGUGCUACAGCCCUCGCGGCUCUCACCUCUGACCCAAAAUUGCCCGGAGCCCCUUCUCGUUGACUACUUCUAG
This is a messenger RNA of Echinops telfairi (small Madagascar hedgehog), 3745 nucleotides long. It is a transcript of the gene IGSF9B, whose product is annotated as immunoglobulin superfamily member 9B. Gene Ontology annotation, biological process: cell-cell adhesion. Bases 80 to 3745 code for a protein of 1221 amino acids. Lineage: Eukaryota; Metazoa; Chordata; Mammalia; Afrosoricida; Tenrecidae. Gene Ontology annotation, molecular function: protein binding. The transcript is spliced from 19 exons. The record is from RefSeq and is a predicted model, not a curated record.